GUGUCACACGGUAGCUCUCGAUCAGAUCGAGUGAGCCAUCAGCAGGGAGCACAGUUUGUGUGUCCAGCCGCCAUGGCUGCCCAUGUGGACCCGCUGGUGGUGGGGAGGGUGAUCGGCGAUGUGGUGGACCUGUUCGUGCCGACGGUGGCCAUGUCGGUGCGCUUCGGCACCAAGGACGUAACCAACGGCUGCGAGAUCAAGCCAUCCCUCACCGCCGCUGCUCCGGUCGUCCAGAUUGCCGGCAGGGCCAACGACCUCUUCACCCUGGUUAUGACUGACCCAGAUGCUCCGAGCCCCAGCGAGCCAACGAUGAGGGAGUUGAUCCACUGGCUGGUGGUUAACAUACCAGGUGGAGCCGAUCCUUCUCAAGGUGAGACGGUGAUGCCGUACCUGGGCCCGUGCCCGCCGGUGGGCAUCCACCGCUACGUUCUGGUGGUGUACCAGCAGAAGGCCCGCUUCAGGGCUCCGCCGGUGCUAGCACCGGGGGCGGAGGUGGAGGCGUCGCGCGCACGGUUCAGGAACCGCGCCUUUGCCGACCGCCAUGACCUAGGCCUCCCAGUCGCCGCCAUGUACUUCAACGCGCAGAAGGAGCCAGCCAACCGCCACCGUCACUACUGAGCCUGAGGCCACUCCGCUGGCUGAUCCAACAAGCUUUAGCAACCAAGCUUUAGCUAGCCGCUGCCGUCAGCGUCCGAUCAGAAAGAAGACAAGUUUUCUUGUCGUUGUUGUCACCUAGUAGUAGUACCUUUAAUUAAGCCGGCGUGUUUGUGUGAUUGAGACUUGUCUCUCUUUAUUAUUGAAAAUACAUUCUCUCAACUUGUGGUGUCUCA
This is a messenger RNA of Sorghum bicolor (sorghum), 830 nucleotides long. RefSeq names its product protein MOTHER of FT and TFL1 homolog 1. The coding region runs from base 73 to 618 and encodes 181 amino acids. NCBI's taxonomy places the organism in Eukaryota, Viridiplantae, Streptophyta, Magnoliopsida, Poales, Poaceae. The transcript has 4 exons. The record is from RefSeq and is a predicted model, not a curated record.